Messenger RNA from Mercenaria mercenaria, 4117 nucleotides. RefSeq lists its product as uncharacterized. The coding region runs from base 348 to 1736 and encodes 462 amino acids. Lineage: Eukaryota; Metazoa; Mollusca; Bivalvia; Venerida; Veneridae. The transcript has 2 exons. The record is from RefSeq and is a predicted model, not a curated record.
UGUUAUUCUGGAUUUAUUUAAAGGAGCAAAAAGUACAAACUCAUGAAUGUGUACAGUUUCUUCUAUAUUUCGAAUAUAAACUGUAAACUUUAUAGAGCAUGUUUUGCAUUAAGGAUUAUUUAAAUUUAACUUGAGUGUUAAAUGUUGAUACUUUAUCUGUGCCUGUUAAGUAAAAUAGUUGUGUAAACAUAAAGUAAUCAAUGCAUGUAUCUGGACCGACAAUUGCAUUUGAUAAAAUGUACUGCUGGUUAAUGAAUAUAGUAGUGUAUGUAUGAAGACAUAAACGUUCUGCAGAAUAAAUGGAUACAUGUUUCUAACACCCUGGGAAUCUAGCUGACACAUACACUAUGGAGACUGCAUCUAAAGAUGGCGACACUGUGCACUUCAGAUGCUCAGAGUCCGUGAUCACGUGUCAGAUUUGUAUGGACAUAUUUGAAAGUCCAAGAAUUUUACCGUGUCAACAUACCUUCUGUAAGAAAUGUGUCAUUUCGCUUUUAAACAAACACUGUUUAGAUCAUGAAGGAAACACGAAGAAAUCAUCUUUCCCGUGUCCAAACUGUAGAAGAGAGUGUAAAAUACAUCAUCGAAAAGGAAAACACAGCAUAGAUGAACACUUGAAGUGUUUCCCAGAAAGUUUAUUGCUUAAAACAUUUUUAGACUCGAUUGAUGAACAUUCUAGCUGCGAAAAGGAUGAUCAGUGGAGUAAAUUAGACAAUGAUAAUGAUCUUCCCGAAUUGAUUAGUAACGAAAAUGAUGGAUAUGGUGAUAGAAUGUAUAUAUCGCGGCGGGCUGCACGGGUAAUUGAGGAACGUCUAUGGUUUUACUAUUUGUUCAUAAGCACGUUGUCCAGGUUUCUUUUUCAGCCGCAGGUUUAUUUUUGGGGUUCACUUAAUACUAUAAGCAGAUCAGAAUUAGUAAAGCUCAUACAAGAUUUACUUAAAAUACCAAGAAUCAUAAACAAUCCGGAUUUGCAUCAGUAUCAUGUAAAUGAAUAUUUUGAUGCCCCUGACAUUGAUACAACUCUUACAAAUAUACAAAAACAAGAAAGAAGUUUCAAUACAGUUAUUGGAAGGUGGCUAGUGCAGGCUGUAAAUGUAGACACACAGCGAACGUUCAGACAUGCACAGACACAAACUGAAAACAAAUUUAGCAAAUACUUUAGACGUUGUAGACUUAUGAAAUAUCAGUUGCAGAGAUUUAUAUCUUUUAUUCUGAUAAAGAAUACAUCUGUUGUUAUCUGUUUAACUGCGUAUCUGAUACCUCCUCAAACUGAUAUCAAAAUUAUUGACUUUAGCCUUUUCUGGACCAUUCCCUAUAGAAAAAUAAGGUACUGGAAUCUGUCGUUAAAAUUGUUCGACCUUUUGACUUUGCUGUACUUGUAUGGUCAUUCAUUUUACUGGUCAAUAACACUUUUAAUAUUUUUUUAUGCUCUUCUUCUGAUAUUCUUCAAACGAAUAAAAAGCUAUGUUGAUGGCGGCAUUUACAUUGGUAAAAUGUUACCUCUCUUUCCGACAUUUCUCAUCAGUUUGAAUUUAUUGACAAACCUGACGAGAUGUUAUGUUUAUUGCUUCGUUAUAAUACGUCUAGAAAUCUGGAUUUUGAUUAAACUUAUCUUUUUUGAAAUAAUGCCAGAAGCAGCAUUUCCUGUAUGUCUACUAGUGCUAACCCAUUACCAAAAGGAACACCUGUUUUAUCAGUAUGGCCCUUAUAUUAUUCCUAUUUGGUUCUAUGAUUGACAUUAUUCUUCUGUUAAUACAGCAAAAUGAAAUUACGUGAUAAACAAUGGAAAAGAUAUAGUUCGUUAAUGAUUUUGACACACUGCUUGAUUAAAAUCCUUCGACUAGUAAAGUAUGGUGUAUACCAGGAAGCAUGUUUGUAGAUGCAACAAUUUCGUAUCAUUCUUGUCAUAAUUACAUGUACUUCUCAACUUCAACUCAGUUCCUUUUCAUAUAAGUCUGCUUGGCAAUGCACAAGCAUUUGUACUGAAGUAUUUUUCUGAGCUGACAAAUACACAUUUAUGCAAAGUUUCAUUGUGAUAAAUUAAGGAUGAUGGAGCACCCUUAUGUAGUUACAGCUCUUCAAGAAUUAGAAAGCUAGAUAAGGAUAUUUACAAAGCUAUUUGUGGCCUAAAGCAUUGAGUGUACAUUCAGAAAUGUACAGCAGGUUUCUUCCAGAGGUAACACAAUCAUAAACUAUAACGUGCGAAUUUAUACUAGUAAGAAACGUUUGUUUUUGUUCUAUCCGCUUAGAAUGUAGAAAGUAGACAUUAGUAAUUUUUCUACAAAAUAUGAUAGAAAAAAAAGUUUGUACUGUGUUCGUUUAUAUAGUAUGACAUUUGUAUCUUGACACACUGAGAUGCAUAUACAUUUUGCUGAUGUUCGCCAUAUUUAUGAUAACCUAUGUGUGUUUCCUAUUAUGUUUUAAGGGUAUCCAGAAAUAAACUGAUGAACCCAUUUUCAUUAACAGCAUGUUUACGGUAUUCUUUGUCUUUUUUAAAAUUUGGUAAAAAAACCUGAAGAGAUGUUAUAUUUAUUGCAUUGCUAUUACGUAUAAGGCUCGACAUAUGGAAUUUGACUAUUUAUUAUAUACCUUUAUAAAUUCUGUAAAAAAUUGGCUUGAAUUUCACAAUUAAAUAUGAACAGACAAACAAAAAUUCCGUAUUGUACCUUCCGUAUUGUAUGCUGCCGGACUUUUUUCGUUAAUAUGCAUAACCUGUCACAGUUCUAUAAAUAGCGCACAUAAAAACUUCACUAAGUUCCAUUUAAUAUCGAUAAACAUUGAAGAUUUCGUUCAAGAACAAAACAAGAAUGAAAAUGGUAAAGGUAUAUAAUAAAAGGGUCAUUAUAGAUCCGACCUGGCAAAAUCCACUCGAGCCGAAUACUGCAUCCCAGAUGAAGCUACUGUUAUAAUAACCCUGUAAACCUGCUCUUUUUCUGAAAUUAUCCAAGAUUUUGUCUUUGUAGUAUUUCUAGUUGUGCUAUAAUGCAUCUGUUGUUUUUACGUAUGACUACACAAUUAUGAAUGUCAAAGCGUCUUAAAUUAAAAAUAUUAUUUUAUUCAUAAAUACAGUUUAGGUUUAAGGCGAUUAAAACUACAAAAAAAAACUAUUAGAUUACUUUUAAUAUCAAAUGCCCAAGGUAACCUCUAUAAACAAAGACGUGUCAAUGUGAACAGUUUUAAUAUAGUAAAGCUGCCUUAAGACGAAUAUUAAAAACCUCUCAGCGAAACUUAGGCCGUCUAACUAACGAGACUCUAUUUUCCCUGGUAUAUUUGGACAAAAAUAAAAAACUUUAUAUAAAUACAAAUGUUGAAUAUCGAUCCUGACACUUUAUUCAGUUUUUCAUACAAUUUAACGUCGAUCUUCCGUGCGCCUAGCUUUACAAUAGUCUUUUCAGUAUAUAAUCAACGGUAAUAUCGAUCACUAUUUGUAAAAAAAAAAGCAACCAUGAAACGAUAUUUGUAGGAUACAUGGAAAAAGGAAGCCUAGGGUAAAGUAAUAUAUAUAAUAAAUGGGCCAUUCCAUGAGCAAACCUGUAUUACUAUUGUAUAAUUAAUAGUGUAAAAUACUGGAAAGUCGCUGUUUAUGUUGCUGCAGAAUUUAGAAACUAAUAUAAUUGUAAUUCUGUAUCUAAGACAAAUCAAAUUCUACCAUUUUUUUCAUAUAAAUGUUGUUUCUGUUGUCAUGGCAACGGAAAUUCCAAAGCACCCAUGCGUCAUGAAAAUAUACAGGUGUAUAGAUAAAAGGCUACUGAUGAAACUAAAAAUAUACGGUUAAGUUAUUUUUCAGUAAAAUCGCUUUAAACUGUUCCUAAAUAUUCAAAUGUAUGAUGUUAAGUAAGUGUUACGCAUAAUUUGUUCCAUUAAUGACUUGAAAAAUACACACCAUGCACAACGACGUCCUUCUGCUUUCAUGACGUUCUUAAAAGAAGAAAAGUGAAGAUAAUCACUUCAAAUUUUCGGAUUUGAAAGAUAAAAGAAUGUUCUUCACGAAUAUGUUAUUAUCUCAAUUUUGAAUUUUUUGUCACUAAUACAGGUUUUCUCGUGGGACGCCCCACAUAUAUAUAUAUUAAGGCUCCAUUGUGUGUAUUCAGAUCGUCAGUAAAAACUACGACUGCCA